Messenger RNA from Hyaena hyaena (striped hyena), 956 nucleotides. It is a transcript of the gene DNAJB3, whose product is annotated as DnaJ heat shock protein family (Hsp40) member B3. Bases 86 to 826 code for a protein of 246 amino acids. Lineage: Eukaryota; Metazoa; Chordata; Mammalia; Carnivora; Hyaenidae. Gene Ontology annotation, cellular component: endoplasmic reticulum membrane; cytosol. The record is from RefSeq and is a predicted model, not a curated record. The transcript has a single exon. Gene Ontology annotation, molecular function: Hsp70 protein binding; ATPase activator activity. Gene Ontology annotation, biological process: protein refolding; positive regulation of proteasomal ubiquitin-dependent protein catabolic process.
ACGCCCCUUCCGGGCGGCGCAGGGCACUCGGGCUCUCGCCCCCGUGUCGUGCCCGUGGCCCGCGGGCCGUGCUGCUCCGUCCACCAUGGUGGACUACUACGAGGUGCUGGGCGUGCCCCGCGAGGCCUCGUCCGAGGCCAUCAAGAAGGCGUACCGCAGGCUGGCGCUCAAGUGGCACCCCGACAAAAACCCCGAGAACAAGGAGGAGGCCGAGAGGCGAUUCAAGGAGGUGGCCCAGGCCUACGAGGUGCUGUCAGACGCCAAGAAGAGAGACGUCUAUGACCGCUACGGCGAGGCCGGGGUGGAGGACUGCGGCGGUGGCCAUGGUCGUGGUGGGGCCAGCGGGCCCUUCCACGACCCCUUCGAGUAUGUCUUCACCUUCCGCGACCCGGCCGAGGUCUUCAGGGAGUUCUUCGGCGGCCGGGACCCGUUUUCGUUCGACUUCUUCGGAGACCCACUGGGGAAUGUCGUGGGCGAUCUGAGGGGCUCCCGGGGAAGCAGAAGCAGGGGGGCCGCGCCCUUCUUCUCCGCCUUCAGUGAAUUCCCAGCAUUUGGGAGUGGUUUUUCUUCUUUUGAUACAGGAUUUGGUUCCUUUGGUUGCCUGGGGAAUGGAGACCUUUCUUCCUUCUCCAUGUCUUGUGGUAGUGGCGGGAUCGGCAACUUCAAGUCCAUGUCUACUUCCACCGAAAUCGUCAAUGGCAAAAAAAUCACCACCAAGAGAAUCGUUGAGAACGGCCAAGAAAGGGUGGAGGUGGAAGAAGACGGAGAGUUAAAGUCCCUCAUAAUAAAUGGCAAAGAGCAGUUGCUCCCCAUCGACACCAAGUAAUUCCAGUCCAAGUUCAAUUUCAAGCGCAUUGUGAGGAGUAGCAGGACUUUUUUUUUUUUUUUGAAGAUUGCAAGUGAACUCUACUUUCGGAACAACUGUACUCAAGAAUUUAUAAACAGUUCAUGCCAAA